CGCUAAUAGUCUUUAAGAAAGGUAGAGUGGUGUGGUUGUACUGUUUAUAACUCUGAAUCUAUUAAAAAUUUUACGUGAAGAAAUAUUUGCAUUGUGGAGCUGUAUAACUACAAGCCUGUAAAUUUAAACAUGGGAGAGAAUUUGAAUAAUAAUACUCAGAAUAUUGCUGAUUAUUUAGCGCAAUUAUUUAAAGAUAAAACUAAACUUGCAGCAUUCUCAAAUGUGUUUGUCCAUCUAGAAAGGCUUCUCGAUGAAGAGAUUUCAAAAGUUAGAAGCUCCUUAUUACAGAGAAAUGGAGCAGAAAUGGAACCAGUUGUUUUGCCACCACCAGAGGGCCAGCCUAUCACUCUUCAGGAGAAAGUCUUUGUUCCUGUUAAGGAUUAUCCUGAUUACAACUUUGUGGGACGUAUUCUUGGCCCUAAAGGUCUGACAACAAAGAUGCUUGAACAAGAAACAGGUUGUAGAAUUAUGGUGAGAGGAAAGGGAUCUAUGAGAGAUAAGAAGAAGGAAGAGCAAUAUAAAGGGAAGCCAAACUAUGAACACUUGGUUGAAGAACUCCACGUUCUUAUUCAAACUGAAGACACCCCUAAUCGUGCAUCUCUGAAAAUGGAGCAUGCUGUUAAAGAAGUCAAGAAACUACUCAUCCCUGUGACUGAUGGAGAAGAUGAACUUAAGAAGAGACAGCUUAUGGAGCUAGCUAUCAUUAGAGGCACAUACAGAGAAAGUGGAACAAAAGUUACAAAAGUGGACACUCCAAGGUUCAUGAUUCCACCUAUGACACUUGGAUCACCUCUUCGAAUGCCAACUCCACUUGGAGCACCUUUAAUAAUUUCUCCACGCCUCUCAUUACCAACUUCUGCUUCUCUUUUAAAUGGAACUGCCCCUCCUCCUCUUAUAAAUCCAGCAGAUGCAGGACUCUUCUAUUCUCCAUACACUGACUACCCGUAUGCUGCACUUGCUUCUCCUCUGUUAGCAGAUUAUCCAGGACUUGACCCCUCUACUGCUGGUGCAGUUGCUAAACAGAGGAGACUUCUUGGGGUUAGAGAUCACCCAUAUACACGAACUGGAUCUCUGUCGUAGAUAUUUACAAGCUUCACCACACGACCACUUCAUGACUUGACCACCAAGACUAACCUUCCCUCAUCCUCUACCGAUGCUUGCAAACAGCUGCCAGCCAAUCAGUCAGCCAGUUUAGCACAGUCAGUGUACCAUAUCUUCUUUUGGUUAUCAAGAUAGCCACUAACCAACCUCCAGUAUUUGAUGUGCUUUCCCAUCUGUGAAACUGCUUCCUCAGGUGGCUCUUCUAGGGUGGUAACAGCUUUAGAAAUUUCAAGUGUCUGUUAUUCAUAUUAUCUUCACAUACGUAACUAUGUAUUCUAAUUUCAUUUGUUGCUGAAAAAAUUGUUCUUUUAACUAUUUCCAUUACUUACAUUGAACAAAUAGUAAGAAUGUGUUCAUACUGUAUUUCUUUCCAUCUUACUAACUUUAAUAUCAGUGAGCUGUGGAGGAAUUCACCUAAAUGCUUUUGGAAGGCCCUUCAUUAAAAAACACUGCAAAGAUUAUGUUGAAUAUGUUGGCUGAGAUGUAUUUUGUGGGUGUGCAGAAAUAUUUUUGUAAAAAAAAAAAAAUGCAAUAUUUUUUGGGCUUCUUGUAUAUCACUGUUUUAGAUCACUUGUAAAUUGACAUUUGAGUUGUUUUUGUUAUAAAAACAGUGGUAAAAUACAUACCAAAAGAAAGGAAAAAGGAACUUUAUUACAAGAAAUUUUAUUUACACAAGUUUUAGUCUAAACUUUAUAGUUACAGCCUUCGAAGAAGUUGCUUGAAAUUGUGAUCCCACAAGCAAUGUGCAAGUUGUGCAAACAUGUAAGAAUUAUUACCAAAGCCACUGUAAAAUUCUUAUGCUUCAAAAUAAAGCAGCUUUACCAUUUAUUUUUUUUAAAGAUACAAAUGGUUAGGAAAAUUCUGUAGUGUAAAGUUAAAAUGAAGAGAAAUAAAAUUUAUUGUAAACGGUUCUUAAUUUUCAAUACAUCAACUAGAAAUGAUUGGAAAAGUGUAAUGUUAAAUUUUGAAGGAUUGCCUGCUUGAUAUCUGAAUUUUGGGUUUAGAAGUACAAUAGAAUCUAGAUUAAUGGGCAGACCUUUUCAGUCUACUUUUUUCUAAUAUUUGUAACCAAAAUAUAUAUUGAAAUAAUGGGCACCUACUGGAUUAAGGGCAGUGUCUUUAGUCUCAUUCUCGAAAAGUAGACAGUUAUCUUUGUAUGCCUGUAUGGUAUACCGCUAAAUUCCAAACAUCCCACAGGAAGGAUGACCAGUAUUUGAACACUUGCGAUGUUUAUUGGAUUGGCUCCAAACCACAUACUGUAAUAAACGUUUUCACAGAUGCAAAGUGCAAUCUCAUUAUUGUGGGGAAUUCUCAUUGUAAACACUGUAGAAUACAUAAGCUGAUAAGUUCGACAUGAUGUUCUUGGAUCAGAGGUUAAGACAACUUAUUUCUGUGCACGUGCUUUGUUGCUCACAAGAGUAUCGUAUUAUGGUGUCACGUAAACCGUCUAAUGACACAAGUGGUGACUUGUCGCUUUAUUUUCAGCAGAUUUCUAUUUCAGUUAUUGACAGUAAAAUAAAUGUCAAAUGUGACCAAUAAAAAAAAAAAAAGGUACAGUUAAACCAUCUCCUGAGAGACCUCCUGUUGACAAUGCUCCAUCUCAUGGCAUUGUGCAACUCACGAACACCCUUGUCUUGCAUACACCAAUUAAAAUGGGGCCUUAAAGUUCAGAAAUUUAGUAUGGUCAAUAUGGAAUCCAUCUUUGCGUGGCUCAUUUUUGAUAUUAAGGGCACCUUACUAUAUAGGGCAGUUGGAAGGGUGCCCUUAAUGUCAAGGUUCUACUGUAUAAAAUAUUCAGUAUGACAAUUUGCAUGAAAUAAAUUAAUAAUUAGUUGGACAAUCCCUAGUCAUUGAUUGAUGUGUGGUGUGGAGGAGCAUUUCAGAAUAUGGAGAAACAUGGCAGCUGCUGGCACAAUGUUACAAGUAUCAUGCCAAUAGGUGGUCACAAUGUUGAUAAUGUUCUGUUAAUAAAUUGCAUGUGGAAUUUUGAGUAUGUGAUUUUUUUUUGUUUGUGCUAUUUGGUUUUAUAUUUGAAAACAUUAUUUUUAUUGUAUGUUUGUUCUGCUACCGUCCAUUUGUGACAAAGAAGUAUACUUGGAGGUCAUUUUUUAGUUUAAUACAAACUUGUGAUGAGAGAAAAAAAAAGGUGGAAACGUAAAAGUAACGAUGCAUUAAAAAGUCAAUUUUUUUUAUAGUAACUACCUAGUACUGUUUAUAAAUUAGACCAUGACAAAACAAUGUAUUAAGUAAAUCAGAAACCUUAUGAAAACAUAUUGAAAUAAGUUGAAAAUCACAAGUAAUGCAUUUCUGAUUUUUUUUAUAAAUUAUUUGUCACAUUUCAUGUCUGUUGCAUAUAUUAAAAAACUCUUUUACAAGGAAAACUAAUGGUACUGUAAAUUUGGUGAUUUAUAUUAUAUUUUUGUAUCAUCCAAUUAAACAAAAUGAUCUGGGCUAUUUUUCAUCAUCUCAUCUUUCUAUCUUGAACAGUAGCAUUGAUUUGAUUUAUACCAAUGAAAAAAAAAAUUAAGUUGUUCAACUGAAAAUAACCUCUAAGUAAUUUGUACUUAAUGUAUUCUGGGUUGGAUAAUUUUUAUUUGUUUUGUAUCCUAAGAGAAAAACAAAAACAUGAAAGAUCCCAUUCAUAAAGGAUAUAUGUGCUUAUUUGUACAAGUUCUUUUAGUAUCCAUUUCUUGAUUGCAGUUAGGAUAAGGAUAACAGGUGCAGUAUCAUAGUACAUAUUGAUAUAGUGAUGAUUAUAAAUGUUUUUAUGAAUGAAGGUGGAGGGUGUUUUUGUAGUAUUUGAAAUAUUUUUUUGGGAAUAGAUGAAAAAGAUGAUGAAAUACUGCAUUCAUUCUCUCGGUUAGUUAACCUUUAUAGCUUAUGAAUGAAAUACACAAGAUCCUCACUUCAUAUAUGGUAAAAUGCUUUAAAGUACAAUUUACUUGAUGUCUCUUUCAAAGCAUAAGAAAAACCGAAGAUUAAAUGAAAUAAACAUUACACAAGCUCUCUCAUCAAAAAUCAUCCAUAAGUACUUCAUAAUCUAUGACUGUUAUAUUUGUGUUUUGUGCACAUGCUUCUCCUUCCCUGAACAUUGAAAAAUGUUAGCAAAAAUGUCACAACCAAAGAAGUCAUUUUAUUAGUACACAUCAUCGAAAACAGAAGUGGCUUAAGUUUUAUUUAAUGACUAACAUAAUAAAAUUCAGUUUUCUUGGAACAUAGUGAGAUUUCUUUAGAAAAUAAAUGGUGCAACUAGAUAUUGAUAUUAAUGAAUUUUAAUAAGAUUGAGUGAUAUGUCAGAUAAAUGAUCAAGUAAAGCUCAAUAUGCAGUAUAUAAACUGUUAGCUUUGCGUAUGAUAGUUUAUAUGUUUUGUACAUUUCAGGCUAUCUGCUUUAAAAAAUUUCAUCCAGUAAGAUUUCUCUCUGGAUACAUUUCAACAAUAAAUUACUAGUUGCUGAAAUAUUUUUCUCUCUGAAAUGGAAACUACUAUAGGACUAAAAAAAUCUCAUAAGAUAUCAGUUACUCAUUGCAUUUUAUAAGCCAAGUCCAUAAAGCUGAAACAUACAAUUAAUGCAAAUUUUUUAAAAGAUCUCUGAUAAAGGGUUGCUAAAAUGUUUUUAAUACAUAGUAAAUGCACAAUUUCAUAAGCUGUUAUCUCCCCCCCCAUAUUUUGUUCCUACAGAGAUACAAAUAUUAAUCAAAGGAUUGUGUGAUGAAAGUGAUUAGUAUUAAAAUUAUUUUCUAAAUAUUGCAAUGUGUCAUCAGUAAAACUGGGUAUCUUUACUUAACAUGUAAAUGGCAAUAGU
Molecule: messenger RNA, 4905 nt
Organism: Limulus polyphemus (Atlantic horseshoe crab)
Lineage: Eukaryota; Metazoa; Arthropoda; Merostomata; Xiphosura; Limulidae
Product: protein held out wings-like
Exons: 8
Coding region: 130-1080 (316 amino acids)
Biological process (GO): regulation of mRNA splicing, via spliceosome
Cellular component (GO): nucleus
Molecular function (GO): mRNA binding
Source: RefSeq, a predicted model, not a curated record